Molecule: messenger RNA, 1552 nt
Organism: Papaver somniferum (opium poppy)
Lineage: Eukaryota; Viridiplantae; Streptophyta; Magnoliopsida; Ranunculales; Papaveraceae
Product: malate synthase, glyoxysomal-like
Exons: 4
Coding region: 598-927 (109 amino acids)
Biological process (GO): glyoxylate cycle
Cellular component (GO): cytoplasm
Molecular function (GO): malate synthase activity
Source: RefSeq, a predicted model, not a curated record
UCUCAGCCUAAUAUCAAAGCCAUCUUUUGCCGCUUCCCUUAAUAAUUUUUCAUCAUUCAACUUGAUAUGUGGUUUUGCAUUAUCUUGCUGAAUAUAUAUUGUUUUUCCGUUAUAAUUUGGCCACUUCUCUCGAAUUGCUGGCAGUAGUUUCUCAAUUAAACAAUCUCUUACCACGUCUGUAUUCACUAUAAUGGGUUUAUCUUCAAGUGUUCCAGCUGGACGAUUCUUGCUAGUUCGCUUUGCCGCCUCCUUAGCAAUUAAGGGGAAUAUGCCUAGUUUCCCAUCGAAGAUUUCAUUUCCGAAUUCAUCAAAUCUAGGACGACUUACUGCUACCAAGAACAUUACCUUUGUAAUGUAUCUCUUUCUUUGACAUGUACGAUGGGGUUCGGUUUCUUCCGGAUGAAGAUAGUAAUUUUCCAUGGUUUUAGUCAUGAAAAACCACUUCUCGUCGAUGUGUAUCACAUUAUGCAUGUCCUUGACCAUCAAAGUAUCCUUGUUUUGGUUUGGCUCUAACAUUUCCAAACAAAACUCCAACCGUUUUUUCUUAAUGUCAACUGUGAAGGUUGGUUUUCUUGAAGACAUGUCAACAGAUAACAUAUGCAGAUGGAAAGUAGUCCCACUAAUGGAAGUAUCACAAUUACUGCAGCUGAGAAGCAAAGACCUGCAAAGGUAUGCUGGAGUUUUCUUCUCUCUUUAAGUUCAGCUAGGGAAGCUAAGGUAUGGAACUGUGUGCUUGAGAAGGAAGAAAAGAUGGCAGGAAUUGAGAGAGGAAGCAUCAGAGAUAUUGUACUGAUUCAGACUCUUCCCGUUUCCUUGCAAAUUGAUGAAAUUCUCUAUGAAUUACGUGAUCACUCAGUUCGGUUGAAUUGUGGAAUGGAGAACAAGGCAUUUUGCAGGCAUGGAGUGUUAGAACACCCAGAAUCCUGAGGUAUACAAUAGUUUGAGUUAUUACUGGAGUAUUUCUUUCUUCCCUCACUCAUUCUAUCAAUUGAUAAAGCUAAUCGUGAUGUUGACUGUAAAAUAGGUUGAGUCCUCUAUCCAAUGAUAACUAGCUACAACUGAAUUGCUAGAAGAUUUCAUGCCAUCAUUACAGUUUUCAGAUAUGCAAUUAAAAUUAAGUGAUUGAACUUCAGAUGAUUACAAAAUGAGGCAAGGAUUUAGAGAUUUACCUUAGAAGUUCUGUUUAUUCUGAAUGUCAAGUUGAUUUUCCUACUUUACAGUACCCAUGAUUUGAGAAUUUGAUUUGAGCAUUUUUUUUAGAUUUGAAAUGUAUCUUAUUUAAGGUGGAGAUAUGAUGAAUCACCUGGGGUAAAGAGAGAUCUGAAGUUGAUUUUGGAACUCUAUUUUUGUAGCUGAUUGUGAUCUCAAAUUGAUUUGAAUGUAGAGAGAUCUGAAAUUGAUUUUGGAACUCUGAUUUUGUAGUUGAUUGUUAUCUCAAGCUGAUUUGAAUGUAAGUUUACUUUUGAUUUUCCUGAAGGAAAUCAAACAACUCUGUUUUUGUAGUUGAUUGUGAUCGAUUUUUCUAAAAGAAACUUCAUCUUCGUCUUCUCCG